GGCGUGAAUAGGACAGAAUUGGAAAACCAACUCAUUGUGUUGAUGGGUUUUCUUCUGUGUUGCCAUUUCUAGGAAGAGAAAAUCUCAUUAAAGAGAGAGAGGGUUAAAGAAGAAGAAGAAGAAGAAGAAGGAGAGACCAAACCCAAGUGUAUCAACAUUAACCAUCUCCUUCCUCCUUCUUCCCCUUCCCCUCUCUCCCCAAAACCCUCUCUUAAAUUGCUUUUAUUAAAUAUUUAAAAUUCUUACAAACAAUCACAGCCAUUUUUAUUUAUGGGAAACUGUUGCACAACCCCAUCAGGAAUAAACAAGAAGGGGAAGAAGCAGAAGCAGAAGCAGAAUGGGAUAGGGAAGAAGUUGGUGGUGCUGCAGAAGCCAACGGGCCAUGACAUUGGGCUUCGCUAUGAGUUGGGCCAAGAAUUGGGUCGAGGGGAAUUUGGAAUAACGUAUCUAUGCAUGGACAGAGAAACGAAGGAGGAGAUGGCAUGCAAGUCGAUUUUGAAAAAGAAGCUCAGAACAGCCAUUGAUAUUGAAGAUGUGAGGAGAGAGGUGGAGAUCAUGAAACACUUACCCAAACACCCCAACAUCGUCUCGUUGAAGGACACUUACGAAGACGACAAUGCCGUUCACCUCGUCAUGGAACUUUGUGAGGGUGGCGAGCUUUUCGACCGCAUCGUCGCGCGUGGCCACUACACGGAACGCGCUGCCGCUGUCGUCACCAAAACCAUCGUCGAAGUUGUGCAGAAUUGCCACAAACAUGGUGUGAUGCAUCGGGAUCUCAAACCUGAGAACUUUUUAUUUGGAAACAAGAAGGAAACAGCACCUUUGAAAGCUAUUGACUUUGGAUUGUCAGUUUUCUUUAAACAAGGUGAAAAAUUUGAUGAAAUAGUUGGAAGUCCAUAUUACAUGGCUCCUGAGGUAUUAAAGCGUAAUUAUGGCCCUGAAGUAGAUAUUUGGAGUGCAGGAGUAAUUCUUUACAUCUUACUUUGUGGUGUUCCGCCAUUUUGGGCAGAAACUGAACAGGGAGUUGCUCAAGCAAUUAUACGAUCGGUUGUUGAUUUUAAAAGGGAGCCAUGGUCAAAGGUUUCUGAUAAUGCAAAGGACCUUGUGAAGAAGAUGCUUGAUCCUGACCCACAGAGCCGGCUGACUGCACAACAAGUGUUAGAUCAUCCAUGGCUACAAAAUGCAAACAAAGCUCCUAAUAUUUCAUUGGGAGAAGCUGUUAGAGCAAGGCUCAUGCAAUUUUCUGUGAUGAACAAACUCAAGAAAAGAGCUUUGAGGGUGAUUGCAGAGCAUUUGUCAGUAGAAGAAGUUGCUGGAAUAAAAGAGGGAUUUGAGCUGAUGGACACAAGCAAUAAAGGCAAGAUUAACAUUGAUGAGCUACGAGUAGGGUUGCAGAAGCUAGGCCACAAUAUUCCUGAUGGAGAUGUCCAAAUACUUAUGGAAGCUGGUGAUGUAGACAAAGAUGGGUAUCUAGAUUAUGGAGAGUUUCUAGCCAUUUGUAUUCAUUUGAGAAAGAAAGACAAUGAGGAGCACCUUCACAAAGCAUUCCAAUUUUUUGAUCAGAACCAAAGUGGAUAUAUUGAAAUUGAGGAGUUACAUAAUGCCUUAGCUGAUGAGGUUGAAACAAACAAUGAAGAAGUUAUCAAUGCAAUUAUGCAUGAUGUGGACACUGAUAAGGAUGGAAGAAUAAGUUAUGAGGAAUUUGCUGCAAUGAUGAAGGCUGGCACAGAUUGGAGAAAAGCAUCAAGGCAGUAUUCACGAGAGAGGUUUACUAGUCUAAGUCAAAAAUUGAUGAAGGACGGCUCAUUGCAAUUAAACAAUGACAAACAAUGACAAUGACAAGAUUUACACAUGGAAAUGCAAAAAAGAUGUCAUCCUUUUAUUCUUUUUCUUUCAUUGUGAUUCUUUUCUCUAUUUUUUCUCUUAUAUCCUUUCAAGAAAUCCUCAUAAUUUUGGGGUGAAGUGGGAUAUAGGUUUGAGCAGUAAUGUUUAUGGUUUGCGGUGUAUGUUAUUUUUUGUGGUUCUUUUGGUUUGUUGACAGCAUCAUUGGAGAAAGGAAAGGAUGGGAAAAUUGGAUGAGUCUU
Messenger RNA from Abrus precatorius (Indian licorice), 2084 nucleotides. RefSeq names its product calcium-dependent protein kinase 32-like. The coding region runs from base 271 to 1833 and encodes 520 amino acids. Gene Ontology annotation, cellular component: cytoplasm; nucleus. The transcript has 8 exons. Gene Ontology annotation, molecular function: calcium-dependent protein serine/threonine kinase activity; ATP binding; calmodulin binding. Gene Ontology annotation, biological process: peptidyl-serine phosphorylation; intracellular signal transduction; protein autophosphorylation. The record is from RefSeq and is a predicted model, not a curated record. NCBI's taxonomy places the organism in Eukaryota, Viridiplantae, Streptophyta, Magnoliopsida, Fabales, Fabaceae.